AUGGCCUCCCUGCAGACCUCGUCCAAGAGCUCCCCAGGAUGGGUUUUCUUCUGCUGCUGUUGCUGUCUCCCCCUUCUUCUCACCAGCUGUCUGCCCCUGAAAGGGGCUUCCACCGCCCAUGAUGCCUGCAGGCUCAGGAAGGUCAACUUCCAGCAGCCCUACAUCAGGAAUCGCACCUACACCUUGGCUAAAAUGGCCAGUGCCUCAGACAAGGACACGGACAACAGACUGAUUGGGCAGCAGCUCUUUGUUAACAUCAGGGAAAACAACCGCUGCUACCUGAUGAAGAGGGCUGUGGAGUUUGUAGUAAAAGAUGUUCUCCUCACUGAAGUCAAGAACCAGUACCCUUAUGUUGAGGAGGUGGCACAGUUCUUGGCAUCCCUGACCUCAGAGCUUAGCACUUGUCAAUUCUCAGGAAAAAGAGAACACAUUGAAAAGAACCUGGAACAAAUGAAGAACAAAAUGGAACAGUUGGGAGAAAAUGGAAAGACUAAAGCCAUUGGAGAGCUGGAUUUACUCUUUGACUACCUGGAAAAUGCCUGUACUGAUGCCCAGAAGAAGGGAGGUAACAAGAAGAAAAACUGAAAAAAUUCUGGAUCAGGCUUG
Messenger RNA from Cyanistes caeruleus (blue tit), 606 nucleotides. RefSeq names its product interleukin 22 (gene IL22). Gene Ontology annotation, cellular component: extracellular region. Lineage: Eukaryota; Metazoa; Chordata; Aves; Passeriformes; Paridae. The record is from RefSeq and is a predicted model, not a curated record.